GGGAGGAAAACGCAUCGACAUGCCAUUAGCGCAAUCAGAAAAUUGGUGACCCAAGACAUUGUUGAGGCAUUGCGCUGGACCGGAACAAGGAUCACAAAUCAGGUCGACUUUUUGACCCCCAGAACCAGAGGUCAAGUGGUAUAUCAAGUCUAUUGAAAAGUAUCAACAUUAGAGCAGAAGUGUAAAGUUUCUGCCUGGAAGUGGGGGAAAGAACAUCCGGAAUUGCUGCGACUGCAUAUUAGAAGAAGCAGCUAGUAGGAUGGAUCACAAUAAUCACAAUAAUGCUCAUCGGCAGGUGUUGUACGAUUGGAACCAGCCAGUUGUUGAACCCGUUUAUACAAGCACCUACUUCAACCGACUGGGUGAAGCCAAGCCAAGUGCAAGUGCAGACGAUGAAAAUGGAAGAAGUGUAAUCGAUGCAUACCAUCAUCAAGUAACCGACAACAAGGAAACUAGUGUUAGUCCAAAUACAGGGGUAUUUCAGGCAAAGCAGUAUCACUAUCACGCUAGAAAAAUGGCAGAGCCAUUUUCAGCCUCAACAGCAUUUACCAACAAUAACAACAACGAUGGUUGGGGAGACGAUUGGGGCGAUUGGGGAGAGAACACCAAUUCGUUCCCUCAGCAGAAAGCUGCGCCUUCACAGCAACAUCAACAGCAAGUAGCUCCGCCCAAACCCAACAUGAACACCACCCAGUACUUCCACACCCAGCAACAACAGCAGUAUCCGCCGCAACAAGUGCAUUUGGAUCAGAACAAUCAAAACUUCAUGCCCAACCCAGUUCAAUCCGCUGGUCUUCAACAACCGGUGUAUAUGAACUACUCUGCCCCUACCGCUUCAAUACAACAACAGCAACCGCAACAACCCUUUCAGCCAACAUACCAACAUCAUCCCUAUCCUCAACAGCAUCCACCGUACACGCAACCUCCAGCAUCAAACAAUUACUUCAACCAGCCACCGCAGAGACCUCCAUCGCAUCCCCCGGCUUCGGUGACCCCACAGCUUCCCCAACAUUCGGUCCCAUCGUUCAACCAAUCCAUCUCUGAUAGCUUCAACGCCAGUCCCAACGAUAACUGGAACUGGAACAUUUCGGAUAACCAGCCAGCUAUUAGUCCAAAACCACAACACGUAGAAGCUCAACCGCAACCGCAUGUGUUUCAGGACACCUACCAUCAUCAACAGAGUUAUGCACAGCAGAAUGCUGCUCCGCAGAAUACUUUCAGUUUACCUGGUGCUGCAAACAAUACUCAGCUGCCGCAGGCUAAGGUUCAGCCUGCCCAGCUAACUCGGCUAAAGAAUGAAACUCUGUCGCCGCAGUGGUCCAUCGAGAGCCAAGUCUCGCAAACGUCCAGUGAUCGUUCCAUUGAGAGUGGCGAGAUCGGCGAAAGUAGAAGUUCCAACACCGGGCCAUCAGACGAUGGUUCCUCCGGUAGACACCAAUCUAAACAUCAGGUUGAAAACUACGAAAACAUUGGCUACGAACAGCAAUACCCAGUCCAUGCUGAAAUUCCGGAUGAAUUGGACGUGGCAUUGAACUCGUUGAGCAUCAAACAGGAGCCCCAAGUGGAAGCGGAGCCAAAAACACAAAAUAACUACAGGGAGUCUUCUUUCCCUCCACCUCCGCCUUCAAUAGCCAGCAGCAAUCAACAAGCUGAUGGCGGCUCUUUGCCCCCCAAAUCGACUUCCAAGACUCCGCCAUUGCCACCGCCUCCUGUUGAAGUUGAUCAAAAAGCAUCUACAGAAAUUCAGUCUCCUCCGCAAGGUCCUCCACCAAGUCAAGGCCCACCUCCAUCACAAGGACCCCCACCUAUCCAGGGACCUCCAAAGGGUUCGGCCAACCCAUUCAAGCGCACCACACAACGCACCCACAUCGCUACUCCUGGAUUAGGGGUCACACAACCACCGGCACCAAAUCCAACCUUCUUCUACCAGCCGCAAGAGCUCCCGAAUGUGGAAAACCUUACCCCAGAAAAUCAAGAAAUUCCUGAUGCUCGCUUGGAAAACGUUGAAAACCUCGAGGUCGCUCCCAGUAACGACCGCAAUCAAUAUCUACAAACCGGACACCUCUCCGAAGAUGGCUACGCAACUUCUCAUCGCGCUGCGUCACACGACCCACAACUAGCCGAUGAUAGUCUCCCUCCACCGGGACUAUCCCGUUACGUGCCGGGCCAGCAGCAAUCCGAAAAUAAUCAACAACCACCCAGCCAUACCUAUCCUGAACCCCCGCCAGGUUUGGAUCGAAUGAUCCCCGGAACCGACCUGGAGAACGCAACCGAUCUCAACAUGGAACGCCAAGCCGAUGGCGAAGUGUCCGAUUCUGCCUCGAACCCAAACCCACGGCCAGCUUAUUCGUCUGCUGCACCCACCCAAGCUGAUCACCAUCAUCUGCACCACCAGGAAGAGGAAAUCAGUGAUCGCAAUCUGUAUUUGGUUCCAGGCGAAAGCGAUACCCAUCACAACCAGCAGCGCGUAAUUCCCGGCGUCGAAGACGAUCGACCACCGCAAAGUACGAGUGCCAGUAGCUAUUCGGCGCAACAUGCCCUCGAUAUUCCGAUCAACGAGCAACAGCGUGAGCUGGUUAUGGAUGGCGAGAACCCUCACGACCCCCCAACUCAGCCCCUUCACGUUGAAAUAAGUCGCGAUGAACCCAUCGAAGGAGGUAACACAGAUGAUGACAGUCCGGCGAUCGGCGGCAAUCCGGGAGCCACUGCCGUCAGCAUCGCAGAACCAGAAUCGAAUCCUGCCGCGGAAACACCACGCAAAGAUCCAUCCAACACCUCCACGGCGGACGAAAGCGACAAGGAGCGAUCGAUGUUCUACGGAGGGAAGGGUAAACCGACGCGGAGGGACGAAGAUCCGUUGCGACGGUCGAACAAAAGCAAGAGCUCGCGGGAUCGCUACGAUACGGAAGACUCGGACUACAGUGACCGGGACCGGCGACGGAGGGAAGGAAGUAAUGGAGUGGAACAUCGGGAACGGAGACGAGGCGAGCGGGAGAAAGAGAAGGAGAGGAGGAAGGAUGGCGGUAGGGACCGGGAGCGCGAUCGUGAUCGUGAUUACGACUAUCGGGAUAAGGACAGAAACAGGUAAGUGCGAUGUAUGACAGUUAUGUU
Aedes aegypti (yellow fever mosquito) is the source of this 3111-nucleotide messenger RNA. Its product is annotated as extensin-like. The coding region runs from base 260 to 3088 and encodes 942 amino acids. The transcript is spliced from 2 exons. Lineage: Eukaryota; Metazoa; Arthropoda; Insecta; Diptera; Culicidae. The record is from RefSeq and is a predicted model, not a curated record.